Molecule: messenger RNA, 885 nt
Organism: Vidua chalybeata
Lineage: Eukaryota; Metazoa; Chordata; Aves; Passeriformes; Viduidae
Product: very long-chain specific acyl-CoA dehydrogenase, mitochondrial-like
Exons: 9
Coding region: 67-885 (272 amino acids)
Molecular function (GO): very-long-chain fatty acyl-CoA dehydrogenase activity; fatty-acyl-CoA binding; flavin adenine dinucleotide binding
Source: RefSeq, a predicted model, not a curated record
GGGACACUCCGGGGACACCCCCGCGUUUAUCGCGACAGCGGCGACAGCGACAGCGACAGCGGCGACAUGGCCGGGCUGGGGCUCGGAGCGGGGCUGCGGCUGCUGCGGCGGAUCCCGCCCGGAUUUGGGGGGUCCCGGCUGCAGAGCACGCACGAGGCGCAGGCCGUGCUCCCCAAAACUGGGACCACCACGGCCACGGCAGCCCCCCCAAAAGCCCAGAGCAGCCUCGAGGAAUCCAAAUCCUUCGCUGUGGGGAUGUUUUUGGGGCGCCUGAACACCGAGCAGGUGUUCCCCUACCCCUCAGUCCUGACCGAGGAACAAGAACAAACCCUGCAGGAGCUCGUGGGUCCCCUCAGCCGCUUCUUUGAGGAGGUGAACAACCCCGCCAAGAACGACGCCCUGGAGAAGGUGGAGGACGAGACCAUGAAAGGGUUAAAGGAGCUGGGGGCCUUCGGGCUCCAGGUGCCCCCCGAAUUUGGGGGGCUGGGGCUCAACAACACCCAGUACGCGCGGCUGGUGCAGAUCGUGGGCCAGCACGACCUGGGCGUGGGGAUCACGCUGGGGGCGCACCAGUCCAUCGGCUUCAAGGGGCUGCUGCUCUACGGGACCCCCCCCCAGAAGGAGAAGUACCUGCCCCGCCUGGCCACAGGGGAGUGGGUGGCAGCUUUCUGCCUGACGGAGCCCGGCAGCGGCUCCGACGCCGCCUCCAUCCGGACCCGGGCCACGCCCAGCCCCUGUGGAACCUUCUGGACCCUGGAGGGGGAGAAGAUCUGGAUCAGCUACGCGGCGCGCAAGAGCUGCCAGCUGGCCCUGAACCGGCUGGACUACGCCCGGCGGCGCCUGGCCGAGCUGGCCCGCGCCUGCGAGCUCAUGCUGGAGCAGUGA